Carassius carassius (crucian carp) is the source of this 2057-nucleotide messenger RNA. Its product is annotated as one cut domain family member 2-like. The record is from RefSeq and is a predicted model, not a curated record. Gene Ontology annotation, molecular function: RNA polymerase II cis-regulatory region sequence-specific DNA binding; DNA-binding transcription factor activity, RNA polymerase II-specific. NCBI's taxonomy places the organism in Eukaryota, Metazoa, Chordata, Actinopteri, Cypriniformes, Cyprinidae. Gene Ontology annotation, biological process: regulation of transcription by RNA polymerase II. The transcript has 2 exons. Gene Ontology annotation, cellular component: nucleus. Bases 120 to 1433 code for a protein of 437 amino acids.
CGCGAUUUAACCAGGACAAAAGCUUCGGCGCGUCAUGUUGGACAGACCAGCUUUGAGAUCGAUGGACUGGUUUUGAAAUCGUUUUGGGGAAAACACGGUCCUUUGGCGCAGCUCUCACGAUGGAACUCACGAUGGAGAACAUGCACGGCGUUGCGUCGCACGCGGGGGACAUGAUGAAUUCCUCGCACGGCAGACCCUCGUCGGCGUCCCACCGGGGCUUGGUUACCCACGGGCGCUCGGCGAUGGUGUCCAGCAUGGCUUCGAUCCUGGAGGGAGCCGGUGAGUACCGGAGCGACCCCGCGCUGUCGGGCCACCUGCAUCCCGCUAUGACCAUGUGCGAGUCGGGCAUGAGUUUGUCCAAUACUUACACCACCCUCACGCCGCUUCAGCACCUGCCACCGAUCUCUACAGUCUCAGAUAAGUUCCACCACGCGCAUCCGCACUCGCAUCACCACCACGCCGCGCACCAGCGCCUCGCCACCGGGAACGUCAGCGGGAGUUUCACUCUCAUGCGCGACGACCGCGGCCUGGCGUCCAUGGGCAACUUAUACAGCCACUAUCCCAAAGAGAUGUCGGGCAUGGGCCAGCCGUUAACCCCGCUCUCCAACGGCCUCGGUCCUCUGCACAACUCCCAACAAGCGCUGUCUGCCUACGGGCCCGGCGCGCACCUCCCCAACGACAAGAUGCUCUCUCCAAGCGGCUUCGAGUCCCACGCGGCGAUGCUUUCCCGGAGCGAGGAGCAUCUCGCGCGGAGUUUAGGCGGACACGGGCACGGCAUGAUCUCUAAUCUCAACGGGAUGCACCCACACAGCCACCUGCACUCGCAGGGGAACGGAUCCAUGCUGGCGGACAGAGAGCGGCACGGCGGCGGCGGGAGCGCGCACAGCGGAGGCUCGGGGCAGGUGGACGAGAUCAACACCAAAGAGGUAGCGCAGAGGAUCACGGCCGAGCUCAAGCGAUACAGCAUACCUCAAGCUAUCUUCGCGCAGAGGAUCUUGUGUCGGUCCCAGGGAACUCUGUCGGAUCUGCUGCGCAACCCGAAGCCCUGGAGUAAACUCAAGUCCGGCCGCGAGACUUUCAGACGCAUGUGGAAAUGGUUACAGGAACCAGAGUUUCAGAGGAUGUCCGCGUUACGGCUUGCAGCCUGCAAAAGAAAGGAACAGGAGCAGCACAAAGACAGAAACAUGGUGCCCAAGAAGCAGCGCCUGGUCUUCACCGACCUUCAGCGGCGAACGCUCAUCGCCAUCUUCAAGGAGAACAAGCGGCCCAGCAAAGAGAUGCAGAUCACCAUCUCGCAGCAGCUGGGCCUGGAGCUCUCCACCGUCAGCAACUUCUUCAUGAACGCACGCCGCAGAUGCGUGGACCGCUGGCAGGACGAGCACGCGGUCAGUCCCGGGCCCGGCCCCUCGGGGACCACUUUCUCCAAGGCUUGAGCGUCUCGGAUGCGGAGAAACCUGGUCCAGAUGCAACAUCUGAGCAGCAGCAGCAGCUGAUGAUGAUCUACGGCGCACAUCAAACCUCACAAACCUCUUCGGUGCACGGCGGAUGUGGAUGAAUCAUUUGCAUUAGUUAUUUUAAUUCAUUAGUCCUGUGUGUCUUUCUCCUCGUGGAUACUUCAGUCAUUCCCCCACCUGUGCUUGAUAUUUGAGCUAAGACAUCUCUCAUCUCAGUCUCUGGAUUGGUCGAGCAGAAUAAUUCUCUCUCUCAUAGAGCAGCAGAUAGAAGGAAAAGAAGGCAAUACGUAUUUUAGCACACGACCCUUAGUUCUCGACUCCUUGACCUUUGACCUGUCCUUGACACAUCAGGAUGUUUAAACAUGUAUCACGGUAGCUUCUCAAAUCACGUGUCUCGCCGUCUCAGUCUGUACUUUCACUGCCAGCGUGGCGCCUUGUUCUUGCUCCAGCACAAUGAUAAAGGGAUGCAAAGAAUCAAUCAGUCCUCUGUAUUGGCCCCUAAAGAAUCAUUUUACCGUAGGGGUCUUACAGAGGGCUUCAUCUGCACAGAGCAAUGGCGCCACCUCCUGGAAGACCCCAGAAACACACACUUCAUCUGCUGCA